AUGGCCGCGGCGGAGGGAAAACCAUCAAACAAAGAGGAAAUGGAUAAAUUGUACUGGUCCCUUGUGAUGGCACUCCGAAACGGGAAUCGAGAACUGGCUCAUUCGCUACUGAAAGAAGGCGCUCCGGUCAACAACGACCGCCGGGAACCCUACCCUUCUCCGCUUUACUACGCGAUAAUUUCAGGCAACAUUGAAAUGGUAAGAAUGCUGUUAGAAAGAAAAGCUGAUAUUUACUUUAUAAAUAAAUAUGGCGAUCAACCAUUUAAUGCAGCGCUGAAACAAAAUACUGUACCGAUUCUUAAACUUUUUGGAGAGUUUGCCGUUAAUUGUACAUAUAUAACAAGUAAAGAUUUUAUACGGCUGCUUCAUUUCAUGAUGAAAAAAAAAACUAUGCGAAGCUGCGCUGAAAAUUUAAUGGCAAAUCGUCCGGCUCAUAUUGAUUUCGAUCAGGUUCCCUUUAUUGAGAAAACUUUCCACGAAGCUUGCGUCUACGGGUACUUGAGUUUCGUCAGAAUAUUUUUGGACAGUGGCGUCAAUAUCAAUGCAGUGGGAAAAUUCAAAAGUACUAAGGAAUGGAGAACUGCUUUAGGUCUUGCAUGUGAGUAUGGCCAUCAUGGAAUAGUCGAAUUUCUGCUGGACAGAGGAGCUGAGCUAGACGUUGAAUGCACGGGCAUUCCCUUACAAUUGGCCUGUGAGUCAGGCAAUAAAGACAUAGUAGAACUGCUGGUCCAAAAAGGCGUUGAUGUCAACAUAAAAGAUGCCAAUGGACGGGCGGCUGUCGACAUCGCAGCUGAAAAUUCUCACGUGGAUGUUGUGGUCUAUCUGUUGAAAUUCGAAAAUCUCGAGCUAAAGUUCGACCAGAUUAAGUCGAUAAUCGUCGACUUUACGGAAGACAAUAAACCGAUAAUAAUAGAAAGCAUUUUCUCGUUUCUAGAAAAAUUGAGCUGGGAAAAUUGUUUGAAGAACGGAAUAGACAGUAGCGUAAUUGAAAAUUUAAUGAAGCUGCCGUUAAUUUACAAAGCCACUGGUUUCGGUCACGUCGACUGUAUAUCGACUUUGGUUAAAUUUGGGUUCGAUAUAAAUCACAAAAAUGGUGAAGGCAAAACUCCACUGCAUCGGGCUUCUGCAAAUUGCGAUCAUAAGCUUAUACUCAGGCUCCUGCAAUAUGGCGGAGAUAUUUCUGUAACUUGCGACCAGGGUAAAACGCCAUUUGAUUACGUGGUUAAGAAAAAACCAGAGGGAACUAUGAACCGUAGAAUAUUUUACAGACUUGUCCAAGACAACGAGUCUCGUCUUAUUAAAUAUGAUAUCAAUAUUGUCAAUACUUUUGCGCAAUAUUUCAUCAAAAUGAAGUUAUUGAAGCUCGAUGUCAAUGAAAAUAACUAUAGAGACGCUGUAGAAAAUUCUACGACUCCAUUUAAAAAGAUGAAGAAAUAUGAGCAAGAAGUUGAAAGAAUGAAAAAUAAGUUUAUAAGUAAUAUGAGUUUUUACGACAUCGCCAGAGCUCAGCCAAAUCAAAUGAUCUUGUACUUAGAACGUGAUGGUGUUUUUGAGACACUCAAGUCUGAAAAGUACAUGUCUGAGUUUCCCGAGUACGCUGAUGUUAUCAAGGGUAACUUUGAAAGAGUUUAUGUAAAAAGGGAGUUGUUGGAUGAAGCUGACAAGUUGGCGAUUUUUGACGACAUUCGGGCACUUCCUUAUUAUUGCAUGAAGGAAAUUAUUAAACAUUUCAGCAAUGUUGAUUUGCAAGUGUUAAUUUACAGACACAAGUGGUGCAGAAAUUGUAAGCAUGAAAAAGCUGUUGAUGUUGUUAACAGUUUUAAAAAUUAUGCUACGGCACAUCGCCACAAGAGAUUGAAACGAUAG
Messenger RNA from Microplitis mediator, 1866 nucleotides. Its product is annotated as ankyrin repeat domain-containing protein 50-like. Lineage: Eukaryota; Metazoa; Arthropoda; Insecta; Hymenoptera; Braconidae. Gene Ontology annotation, molecular function: protein binding. The coding region runs from base 1 to 1866 and encodes 621 amino acids. The record is from RefSeq and is a predicted model, not a curated record. The transcript has a single exon.